Staurois parvus is the source of this 306-nucleotide messenger RNA. The record is from the annotation of a GenBank genome assembly. NCBI's taxonomy places the organism in Eukaryota, Metazoa, Chordata, Amphibia, Anura, Ranidae.
AGCGUCCGGACUGGAAGGGGGGGAAAGUGUCCGGACUGGAAGGGGGUGAAAGUGUCCGGACUGGAAGGGGGUGAAAGUGUCCGGACUGGAAGGGGGGAAAGUGUCCGGACUGGAAGGGGGAAUAAAGUGUCCGGACUGGAAGGGGGUGAAAGUGUCCGGACUGGAAGGGGGGAAAGUGUCCGGACUGGAAGGGGGGGAAAGUGUCCGGACUGGAAGGGGGAAAGUGUCCGGACUGGAAGGGGGGAAAGUGUCCGGACUGCAAGGGGGGGAAAGUGUCCGGACUGCAAGGGGGGGAAAGUGUCCGGA